Paramecium octaurelia is the source of this 264-nucleotide messenger RNA. NCBI's taxonomy places the organism in Eukaryota, Ciliophora, Oligohymenophorea, Peniculida, Parameciidae. The record is from the annotation of a GenBank genome assembly.
AUGGAUUUUUGUUAGAAGCAUAACUUAGUAAAUAAAGAUAAUAAACAAUAAUAUUCAUGGUUUAAAUACUCAAUUUUUUGCAAUAUUUAUAUUAGAUUUAAUUAAUAUCCUUUAUUUAUUAUGUUUUAAUCUAAUAUGAUAGAAUUAGAAGAAUAACUCAAUUUUAGCAAAAAAAACCAUAAGCAACCUAUUCAAAUGGUUAUACUUGAUAAAAAUUUGAAGAAAGAGGAACAUCUUUUAUGUUCUAUUUGCCUGGAAGUUUGA